AUGCGCAACGGAAGCGUUCACAACGCCGGUGGCCAACUAGCUAGCUCGUUUUUCAUAUCUAUCUAUCUAUCUAUCUAUCUAUCUAUCUAUCUAUCUCUAUCUCAUUCUCUUAAUAUUUAUCUACAUUAUUUACCUACCUACUUACCUACCAUGUUCCAUAUCUAUCUAUAUAUCACAGCAUAUCUAUCUCAUCUAUCUAUCUAUCUAUCUAUCUAUAUAUCUAUCUAUCUAUCUAUCUAUCUCUCUCCCCACCUCUCUCUCUAUAUAUAUAUAUAUAUAUAUAUAUAUAUAUAUAUAUACCACAGCAUGGCCAUUAUCUAUCUACCUGUUAAUGUUCAUAUCUCGCUCUCUCACUCUAUCUAUCUAUCUAUCUAUCUAUCUAUCUAUCUAUCUAUCUAUCUAUCUAUCUAUCUAUCUAUCUACACACACACACACGUGCACGCGUGUGUGUAUCUCUCUGUUUGA
Molecule: messenger RNA, 465 nt
Organism: Acanthosepion pharaonis
Lineage: Eukaryota; Metazoa; Mollusca; Cephalopoda; Sepiida; Sepiidae
Source: the annotation of a GenBank genome assembly